This is a messenger RNA of Hemicordylus capensis (graceful crag lizard), 5959 nucleotides long. It is a transcript of the gene HDAC11, whose product is annotated as histone deacetylase 11. The transcript has 13 exons. Gene Ontology annotation, molecular function: histone deacetylase activity. The record is from RefSeq and is a predicted model, not a curated record. Lineage: Eukaryota; Metazoa; Chordata; Lepidosauria; Squamata; Cordylidae. Bases 620 to 1765 code for a protein of 381 amino acids.
GGAUGGAGAGAAUUUCAUUAGUGUAUGGCAUUGGCUGCCCUUGUAGAAGGGUCUCAGAACGCAGAGGAAGGAAGGGGGAGGAGGUUGACAGAUGAGAAGGGAACAGGAGAAAGGAGGCAGAGGAUGAGGGGGAAAUGAAGGGAGCUCCCAAAAUGUGGGGGAAAGAGUGUCCAGUAUGGGACAAGCUAUUUUUGGCUGCAAAAUGGGAUGUCCCUCCAAUGCAGCACUGUUGGGAACCCUAGCCGGCCUGGAGUUUAGCUCCCACUGGUCACAGCAGCCAGGGGUGUAGCUAGGGUAGAGUAGUAGUGGUGAGCCAUUCCAGGUAGGAAUCUCCUGAUCAGCUGACGUCCCGCAGCCCCCUCCCCUUGCCCUGAGCCUCGCCCCGGCUAAGGACGCCCCUGCAAAAGAGGAGAAGUGGUUGCAGAGAGACAGGGCUGACACUUCACCGAACGACAGCAGCAAGUGAAGGCAAACUAAGGGCAGACGGCUUCGUCCGACAGGACUGAGCAUGCUACGCUGAACCGGGCAUGCUCAGUAACAACAAAAUGUGGCGGAAAGAGUGUCCAGUGCUGGCUUUCUGACAAGUAGGGCGUCUGUGCGGUACACCGCGAGGGGCAUCAUGACGGGAACGGCGCCUGUCUUUGGUGGUUUCCCCCAAGUUACUGAGAUUUCUCUGCUUCACAAGACAGAAUUAUAUCAUGAUAUCCCUCCGAAGUGCUGGCCUAUUGUGUAUUCUCCAGAUUACAACAUCACUUUUAUGGGACUAGAGAAGCUACAUCCAUUUGAUGCUGGGAAAUGGGGAAAAGUAAUAAAUUUCUUGAAAGAAGAAAAACUAAUUGCAGAUGACUUGAUUGUACGAGCUCAAGAAGCAACUGAAGAAGACCUUUUAGUUGUCCACACAAGACGCUACUUAAAUCGAUUAAAGAAGCAUAUACUGGAAAGCUUUGAAGAGUGGUCAUUUGUUGUGGCUACAAUUACAGAAAUCCCACCUGUUCUCUUUUUGCCCAAUUUCCUUGUUCAGAGGAAGGUACUAAGGCCCCUAAGAACACAAACUGGGGGAACAAUAAUGGCAGGGAAACUUGCUAUUGAGAGAGGAUGGGCAAUUAAUGUUGGUGGUGGCUUUCAUCACUGUUCAAGUGAUAAAGGUGGAGGAUUUUGUGCAUAUGCUGAUAUCACAUUGGCCAUAAAGUUUUUAUUUGAAAGAAUAGAAGGCGUUUCUAAGGCAACUAUUAUCGAUCUAGAUGCACAUCAGGGAAAUGGCCAUGAAAGAGACUUUAUGGAAGACAGAAAAGUGUAUAUUAUGGAUGUUUACAACAGGUAUAUUUAUCCAGGAGAUGGAUUUGCUAAACGAGCCAUAAAGCGGAAAAUUGAAUUGGACUGGGGCACUGAAGACACAGAAUAUCUUCAAAAAGUAAAAACACAUGUGGAAGGUGCAUUGAAUGAAGCAAGGCCAGACAUAAUUAUAUAUAAUGCAGGAACUGAUAUUUUGGAUGGUGACCCUUUGGGGGGCCUGGCUAUUUCACCUCAGGGAAUCAUUGAAAGAGAUGAAAUUGUAUUUAGAGCUGCGAGAAAACACAGAAUUCCUAUCUUGAUGGUGACAUCUGGAGGCUAUCAGAAAAGGACAGCACGGAUAAUUGCAGAUUCUCUUCUCAAUUUGCACAACCUAGGGCUUAUUGACAAGGAGCUUGCAUGUGGUGAAGCUGAAAACCCCAAGGUAGAAAAGAUGAUUAGAGAAUGUAGGGAAGAUCAGCUAACUUGUCAAUGAAGUAAGAUAAUAUGGGAUUGCUGUAGAAAGCUCUCUAAUUGUUUAAUAUUUAAACCAAGAGAUAAGAAAUUUCCCCAGUUCUCAUAGAAUUAAUAUGCUCUAAUGAGGAAAGAUUUGUCAUUUGCCUAUAAACACAAAUUUACCAUUGACUGCCCUAAUCCCUCAAUGAAUGCCAAGGACCUUUCUGAGAGCUCUUCUGGAGUUUUUAGAUGCUGCUUUGUUUAAUGACAUGCACUGUAGGGUUGGUUAUUCUUGCUGUGGUCAAAUCAACUUUUGUAAAGACUUGUAUGCCUUUUCUUUGCCCCACAGUGGUCUAUUUCUUUGAUUGAAGGAAAAUCAUGUAAUAGCUUAAGUUCAAAACAUUCUAAGGGUACAGUUUUUCUGCAGGUGGACAGAGAAACAUUUUAAAAGCAGAAUAGAAGUAUUUUAAGGAGUACUUGCAGAAAAUUUCAAACAUCAGAAAAAACUGGUAUGUGUCAUGGAAAUGAGAACUGUUAAAACCAUUUACAAGUUAAUUUCUGGCAGAAAAAAACAAGCCUUUUAAAAUGUGAGGUUAUGGUUUAUCUAAACAUCCCUAACAAAUCUUUCUUUAUUCCUUAAUUAAUUAUACUUCUUGUGGAGGUUUAUGAUACCUGUAGUAUUUUUUAAAUCACAAAAUGAUAAAUGCUGUUAUUUAGUUUUAGCACCUUUUUGUACAUCUGCUACCACAGUAUAAAUUAAAAUUGUAUGCAAUAAACUGUGCUUGCAAGCUAAAUACAUAUGAUCAAUGUAUUUAGCUGUGACAGCACCAAUCACCUUGGAUUCAUCUACCUAACAUCAGUGGUAUAUCUCUGUUGGCAGCAGCAGCCCAUGUUUUAAACGCGGCUGCUACCACAGCUAUGCUACCAGACCCAUUUCUCCCCCGCUCCACAGUAGUAGUUAAUCUUUACUAAGAGAGUAGUUAAUCUCUUCCAUUGCUUCCACCUCCCCCGCCCCCCACUAAGCAUCUCCUAAAGCUCCAGGAGCAGUAGCUCCUAAGCUUUCCUCAAUGGCUACUCACUAUUAAAAUGUCAUGGUCUAGCUCGCUAAGUGCACCAAGCAGGUAAUUACUAACAGAGAUUUGGCUAACCUUUCACUGUUCUUUUUUUACACUGCAGUAUUGCAAGUGUAGUGCCUGAUUUAGUUGCACAUAGAUUGUUCAGCUCAUGCUGGAUCAUGGCAGUUGGCUAUGAGUGGAAGAAUACACAGACAGAUCUUCAUGCACAUUGGGUCUAUCAUCCCUUUUUGCUUUUGUCUGGAAAGCAAGCCUUACACUAAAGAUGUGCACAAACAGCUUGUGUACUGGCUGAUGCACCAGCCAUGUGCAUACCGAUGCUGCAUGUAGGCUGCAGGGAACAGCGCCUCAGCCCCACUUGGCCGGUUUGGAACCGGGUGCUGCACCUGGAAAAGUGGUGGGGCAGAGAGGAGCAAGUAAAGAGCUCCUUACCGGCUCCUUAAGGGAACCACUCCCCACCCAGUUUUGCUGGUUUGAACACCAGUGUCCAAUCCAGUUUGGUGCUUCCCAGAGAAGGCGCCACACUGGCUCGUGCACAUCCCAACACCACAUUGUGUUUAAUGAGAUCAUACUGGGGGGUUUCAAAAACAUCAACAAUAUGGGCUGUUUAAUUGGGGGGGGGGGGGAGGAAACUGUCCAAGAACACGUUUAAGUUCUUAUAUUUGUGUGAAGGUGUCCAGUGGAUAGUGGCCAGUACUAAUUACAGGUGGACCUCAUUAUCCGUUGAGGUUCUGUUCCUGCAGAUUACUGUGGGUAAUGAAACUGCAGAUAAUGAGUAAUUGAGCCUAUGGGAAAAUGGAGAUUAGGUUCCCAGACUCUCUCUCUCUCUCUCUCUCUCUCUCUCUCUCUCUCUCUCUCUCUCUCUCUCUCUCUCACACACACACACACACACACACACACACACACACACACACCCCAAAACAGGCCAAAUAAAGUGCCCUACCAUGCUCCAUCGGUCUCCUGGCAUCCAGCAAUGCCUCCUAAAAGUCUAAAACUAUCCCCCAAAUCAUGGGCUUUCCCCCAUUUCUUUGCUGAAAUGAGUCUCAAAACGUGGAAGAAAUGGUGGCUGGAAGUGACUUCCACAGUCACUUCCAGUCCUCUAGGAACCACGGAUACGUGGGUUUUAACCCUUUCAGAUACGUGGAUAUUGAAAUCGGGUGUCAAUUAAACACUCUUGAAUAUGCGGGACUAUGGAUAUAGAAUCUGUAUUUCACGAGGUUCUCCUGUACAUAUUUCCCCCCUCAAAUUGGCUAUCGUUAUUUGAUGUGCAAUGCUGCCAGUCUUUCCUCCUCAGAAUGGUAUAACACAUGUUGCUUUCUAUCUGAUUGGGUUUUUUCCCUUGUUUGCAACAGGGGGAAAAAACAGGAUCAUGUAAAAAGACUUAUAAUCCAUUUCAAAAAGACACCCUGACACAAUAUGGUAAAAGUUAGAACUGGCAGAAAAGUUAAAACUACAUGACGAAUGCAACACUGUUCCAGUGAAAUCAACGGGAGGUUCUUAAGUAGUCCCACUGAGUUCACUGGAAGUUAUUGGCAAACAAUGUUUCUGCAUUACACCUAUCAAGACUGGAUACCCUGGUAUGCUACUUUAAAAAAUAAGGAUCGAAGAGAUAAUGUCUGUAAGAUAUUUUGGUUAUAGAUAUCUUCUUAAUGGUAGUAUAUUAAUGGUAAUAUAUGUUAUGUGGUACUAUUGCACAUACUACAUACAGUACAGUUAAGUUAUGAAACAUAUAUAAAAUAAUUGAAAUUAAACUGAUAUGUAAAUAUCAAUUUACAUUUUAUAGUUUUUAGUUUUUAGAAUUGUGUAAAUCAUCUUUUUUCUCUUAUAAAACAAGCAAAAGAGUAAGUGUAUCUGUUCUCAAAUUUAUCAUGUGUCUUAAUGGGUAAAAGGAAAUGUUAACUACUCAGGUUAGUUUUGUUUGUUUAAUUUUAGAACUUUCUAAUGAAUUAAAGCCCAUUCUUAUCUUUUAAAAAGUGGUGUAACUUUUAAAUUGAACUUUGAAUUAAUUUGGAUUUAUUAAGAAAGUAAAUAGCUGUCAUCAGCUGUAUAGUUGGUGGCAGUAGCUGAAAUGUAAAGUGUGCCAUGAAUAGUACAUUGAACUGACUGAAUUUCUGAAAUAAGCUAAAAAAAUAAAAUUCCAUGUCAACAGAAUUGUAGAGAAUGAUGAAUGUUAGGAACUAAUACAUGUAAAGCAAAUCAAACAAAGUAGACAUACUUUGGAAAACUCUUCUUGUAAAGACCCUUCAACUGGAGUCUUGAUAGUGAGGCCAUUGCUCUAAAAUGGUGCUGCUUGCACAAAAUCUUGAUACUGAUGAUGACCAGAACAGUGUCACACAUGCGGAGGACACUGUACUUGUGCAAGCUGUCGUGCUACAUCUAGAGCUUGCGUUCCAGACUAGUGUUGCACAACCGUUUCACACCCCAUUCAUGUUAAUAGGAAUUUUGUGCAAAUGCACUCUUAUUCAAAUUUCAUUUUUAGCACAACUAAGACAUCCUCUUGUGCUAGCACAGCAGUGCUCAUUCUGCAUGUGAUAUACUGCUGUGGAUGUCAUCCAGUGUUCUCAGAAUUUGAAAAAUAUAUAGGAGAAAACAAUUUGACUUCUAGGUGUUCAACAGUACAGCGCUAGCUUAUUUCACUCGUCCAUUCCUGUUGUGUCUGUUUACAAGAUGUCAGUAUAUCUCAGUAAUAGAAUAAGCUUGCAAUGGUACUUGAAUAUGAAUAAUGUUAAAUUGUAAUAGAAAUGCUACUACUACUAUUUAUGUACUGCUUUUCAACAAAAGAUCUCAAAGCAGUUUACAUAGAAAAAUAAUAAUACUUAUGCUCAGUUACUACUAUUUCUCAAACUGCACUAGAUAGUUAUAGAAAAAUCCUCAACUUGCUAUGAAUGUUUCACUUUGAUACCCAGGCCUAAUAUUGAAUAGCAACACUGUCUUCAAAAAGCACUUUCCUCUAAUCAGAAUGUUUAAACACUAUUACUAUAUAGAUUUUUAUUCCUAGAUUGUAUAGUAUAUUAUCUAGAGUUGUUUAUAAUUUGGAAUAAUUCUUAUAUGUUUACAUUUGUAUUGAGUUUAAACCACUGUGAUACUGCCAUUUAGUGUAAUACUAAAAAGCUGAUGUUUAAUGUUCUUAUUUAUUGAUAAAAUUAAAAUACUACACUUUU